This is a messenger RNA of Aricia agestis (brown argus), 1492 nucleotides long. RefSeq names its product proteasomal ubiquitin receptor ADRM1 (gene Rpn13). Gene Ontology annotation, cellular component: proteasome regulatory particle, lid subcomplex; nucleus; cytoplasm. NCBI's taxonomy places the organism in Eukaryota, Metazoa, Arthropoda, Insecta, Lepidoptera, Lycaenidae. Gene Ontology annotation, molecular function: ubiquitin binding; endopeptidase activator activity; proteasome binding. The transcript has 6 exons. The record is from RefSeq and is a predicted model, not a curated record. Gene Ontology annotation, biological process: ubiquitin-dependent protein catabolic process. The coding region runs from base 92 to 1297 and encodes 401 amino acids.
GACAUAAAAUUAUUACAACCAUUUUCUUCCAAAAUUGGAUUCCUUCAAGUUUUCAUUACCUACCGUACUAGAUUUGUAAUUCCUGAUCAAGAUGUCUGCGACAGCUUUGUUUGGUAACACUUCUGGACUCGGAGGAAGCUCUGGAGGAAACAAGCAUCUCGUCGAGUUUCGAGCUGGUAGAAUGACUCUAAAAGGUCGCAUGGUGUACCCAGACAAAAGGAAGGGCUUGUUGUAUGUGUAUCAAGGGGAAGAUUCACUGAUGCAUUUCUGCUGGAAGGACCGUACAACUGGGGAAGUAGAGGAUGAUCUAUUAAUAUUCCCUGACGAUUGUGAGUUUGUUCGCGUUAGUGAAUGUACGACAGGAAGAGUUUAUGUCCUCAAGUUUAAGUCUUUCACAAAGAAGUACUUUUUCUGGAUGCAGGAGCCCAAGACAGACAAAGAUGAUGAUUACUGCCGCAGAAUUAAUGAGGCGUUGAACAACCCGCCUUCUUCUGGUGGUAGAGGUGGUGGCAGUGGUGGGACCCAAGAUGGUGAACUCCAGAACUUGCUGAACAACAUGUCUCAGCAGCAGCUCAUGCAGCUGUUUGGAGGUGUUGGUCAGAUUGGUGGUUUAUCUUCGUUACUUGGAACUAUGGGCAACAAUAGCAGCAGUGGAACAAGUGCUAGCAGACCAUCAGCUGGUAGUGGCAGCAGUUCCCGAGGUGGCAGUGCCCCUCGCACUACUGAGGCAGCUGCCACCAGGACACCGUCACGGGCAAGAGAUGUGCCAGCACCCACUGCAACUCCACCAAACACUGCUACAGCUGCUCAACCUGGAGGUAGAGGUGGACAGAUAUUCCUGUCGGACCUGCAGCGCUACUUCUCGGGCCUGGGCACCGCUCCGGAAGGCGAAGGGGCCUCAGAGGGGGCGAGGGUCGAGCUAGGCGCGGCCCUGUCCGCCCCCGAGGUGGUUACUACGGCAACCACGCCGGCCAACUCGCAGCGCCUGUCGCCUCACCUGCCGCCGACUACCGAUGAUGUAAGGACCACCCUGCUCUCCCCGCAGUUCGCUCAGGCCGCCAAUCAGUUUUCGUCGGCUCUGACGUCGGGACAGAUGGGUCCGGUUAUGUCGCAGUUCGGUCUACCCACCGAAGUGACGUCAGCGGCCAAUAGUGGCAACAUGCAGGCAUUCUUCAAGGCUCUGGAGUCUACCUCCACUUCGGAAGGCAAUAAGUCCCAGGAGGAUGACAAGAAGAAAGAAAAACCCAAGGACGAUAAGAAAGACAAGAAAGAUGACGAUCCCAUGUCUCUCGACUAAGUCGAGCUAUCUCCUGCGUGUUUUAUUGCGUUUAUAUUUGUGUAAUCUUUUGUUGUAAUAGAUAAAUAGAUGUGUAAACAGUUCUCAGAAAACGCUUUGUUUUCAGAAGUAUUUAAAAGCGUAAUAGACAUUAACAAUUACAUUUGAGAUUUAUGUAACAAAUUUUAUCUUUGCAAUAUAACAAGUGGUAUAAAA